AUGGCCACCUCUCCCUCUGUCAACCUGGACCUUGACCUGGGCAUCGAUGCCGUCUUGGCCGAAAUGGACCGACUGGUCCGCAACGGCACGCACCCAGACCGUAUCAGCGUGUCCGGCGAUGCGGCUGUGCAAUGGGUCUGCGAAGCCCAAUGGGUUUACUACGACGGCCCGGACACCGCCGCUGCUGCACGCCGGGUGGACGCACAACUCGCAUUGCUGCGCUUGAUGCUGGAGCGCGGUGCUGAUCCCAACAAACGCAAGCACCGCAACUCCACGCCGCUGGCUGUGUGCUGUCGGCAGUUCAUCUGCUACUUUCAGGAACGUGCCCUGGAGAGGCUGGCCCUGGUGUUGGCAGCGGGCGGUGACCCGCGCCAGACCAAGGACCCUGCGCUGUGCAUUGUUUUGGGUCUGGGCACCAUGCGGGGUGAGGUUUUCUACAUGGCUUUCCGCGAAGAUGCGCCCCCGGGCCAUGCCGAUGCGGUGUUCCAAGCCGUCGACAUGCUGCUGCAGGCAGGCGCAGACGUGGAGGCGCUGGAUCACCGUGGAAUGUACCGGCCGGUGCUCAUGGCUGCGUAUGUGGGCAGCGUGCCGCUGCUGCGGUUGUUGAAAGAGCGAGGCGCCGAUGUGCAGGCCGCCAACCCCGAUGGGUCCAAUGCGUUGAUGUACGCCGCAGGCGAUGUGGACGGCCUGGCCAACAGCCGCGCAGGGCUGGGCGCGGAAGCCGUUGAAUGGGGCACGCUGUGGUCUACGCAGCCAGCGGAUACGGACACCUGUCUUGCGGCACUGCGCAGCGUAGCGGGCGGCACACCGGUUGUUCUGCCUUCGCAAGAGAUGACUUUGGCGGCAGAGCGGGUUCAUACGGUGAUGCCGAUGCUGGCGCGCAAGGCUGCAGGCCGGCACGCGCUGAAUCCUGGGCUUGAGCGAGUGGCAUGGCGUGCAGAACGCUGGGUGGCCCCCAUUACGGUGGUGACCGCAUUGGUCGGCUUGGUCCUGGCCAUCGUGGGCGUGUCGGUUGGCCAACUGGCAGAGCAGCAGCGCAACGAGGGACAAAGCCAGCGGGCCGAAAUGGCGGCGCUGCAAAGCCGCAUCCAGGCGGUGUCAUCGGUGGAGGCCCCCCAGACGUUGCUGCCGGUUGCUGAGUUCUCCCGCAUGCUGGAUGAAGGCGCGCGCCACGACCCGGUGGCGUUCAUGGCAGUUCUGAAAGCCGCUUCCAACAAGGACAUUCGCAUUCAGCGCGUGCGCCUGGAAACCACGAACUCGCCAGGGGGCGCUCAGCCCCGUGGCCGUGCCUUCCGGGUGGACGGUGUGGUGGCGCCUGGAGCCUCUGCUUCGGUGACGCGCUGGGUGUCGCAGAUGGCUGCGGCUGGCUGGACGCUCAAGGCUGUGGACCCUACCUAUACGCUGCCCGGCGCCUUCUCGUAUGAGCUGGUUGCAACCGCAGCAGCUCCUGGAAAUGUGAAACCAUGA
This is a messenger RNA of Ostertagia ostertagi, 1467 nucleotides long. The record is from the annotation of a GenBank genome assembly. NCBI's taxonomy places the organism in Eukaryota, Metazoa, Nematoda, Chromadorea, Rhabditida, Trichostrongylidae.